Messenger RNA from Ixodes scapularis (black-legged tick), 561 nucleotides. RefSeq lists its product as uncharacterized. Bases 1 to 561 code for a protein of 186 amino acids. Lineage: Eukaryota; Metazoa; Arthropoda; Arachnida; Ixodida; Ixodidae. The transcript is spliced from 5 exons. Gene Ontology annotation, molecular function: amine binding. Gene Ontology annotation, biological process: symbiont-mediated perturbation of host defenses. The record is from RefSeq and is a predicted model, not a curated record.
AUGAUACAUUCCGACUACAUUGGAGUAGUUUGGAAAACGAGUAGAUUGGCUAAAGUCAAAAUUUUCUGUGCCGCAGCCUCUGCUGCGGGAGAGAAAUAUGCAAGUCCUCAAGUGACAACUGCCAUUGGCCAUGAAGGAGUAUACUUCCUCAUGCUUGGAACACGUCAUCUCCCAUACGAUUGUGUUUCUAUAAAUGUAACGGCGGUGUUUCCUAAGAUCGCUAUUCAUUAUCGAGUUACAAAGUAUAUUGCAUCAAUCAGAGUAAAUGAGACCUACAACGGAGUAGCUCUUAUUCAUAAAGACGUACGAGGCGUAGAAAGUACUAUUGAAUGGAUUAAAAAUGAAUCAGGGCGCAGAGAGGAAACCCAGGUUUUGUACACCGAAAAAGAAAACAGGUGCUUUGUAUUGUUCUACACCGAUACUAGUGAUUAUGAACUCUGGGUAAAUACAAACGAGACCAACUUCCUUCCCAGAUGCUGCGAGUUUGCUUUCGAGUUCGUCACCUACGAAGUGCCGACGUACAUUAACUUCAAUUACACAAUCUGUAAACGCGUCGUGUAG